Messenger RNA from Neltuma alba, 2486 nucleotides. Its product is annotated as ent-kaur-16-ene synthase, chloroplastic-like. The transcript is spliced from 14 exons. The coding region runs from base 11 to 2383 and encodes 790 amino acids. NCBI's taxonomy places the organism in Eukaryota, Viridiplantae, Streptophyta, Magnoliopsida, Fabales, Fabaceae. Gene Ontology annotation, molecular function: terpene synthase activity; magnesium ion binding. Gene Ontology annotation, cellular component: chloroplast. Gene Ontology annotation, biological process: gibberellin biosynthetic process. The record is from RefSeq and is a predicted model, not a curated record.
AGCAACCAGAAUGUCUCUGUCGCGCCCCUCCUUUGCUCCUUCGCUUUCUCCAGCGACUCCGGUCGGAUCAAAUGCAAAGGACAAAGUUCAGAGCAAACCUGGCAAUAUUGUAUUAGAGGGGAAUAAAGAGAGAAUAAAGAAGAUGUUUGAUAAGGUUGAAUUGUCUGCAUCUUCUUAUGACACAGCUUGGGUGGCAAUGAUACCAUCACCUUCUUCUCCAGAAAAUCCUUUGUUCCCUCAAACCCUAAAUUGGUUAUUAGAAAACCAACAAAAUGAUGGAUCAUGGGGUCUUUCUGAUCGUCACGAGUUGCUUAUUAAAGACUCCCUUUUAUCUACUUUAACUUGUGUUAUUGCACUUAAGCAUUGGAAUAUUGGUGAACAACAAACUAACAGAGGACUUCAAUAUAUUGAGUCAAAUAUUGCUGCAGCUCAUGAUGAUAAACAAUACUCUCCAAUUGGAUUUGAUAUUAUCUUUUCUAAUUUAAUUGAGUCUGCUCAAAAAUUGGAUCUAAAUCUUCUUGCUGGAGGAAGGCAUUUGCAGUCACUCAUUCAAAAAAGAGAAUUGGAGCUCAAAAGAGGCUGGGAAACCAAUUCAGAAGGAUGGAAGGCAUAUUUAGCAUAUAUUUCAGAAGGAUUAGGAAAGUCACAGAAUUGGGAAAUGGCUAUGAGAUAUCAAAGGAAAAAUGGAUCUUUAUUCAACUCACCAGCCACUACAGCAUCUGCUUUUACCCACCUGAACAAUUCUCAGUGUCUUGAUUAUCUGCUUUCAAUAUUCAAUAAAUAUGAUAAUACUGUUCCUACUGUUCAUCCCCUGGAUGUGUCUGCACAACUCCACUUGGUUGAUUGUCUUCAAAAAUUGGGUAUUGAUCGUCAUUUUCAGGAAGAGAUUCAAAGUGUGUUGGAUGAAACAUACAGAUUGUGGCAGCAAGAUGAUGAGGAUAUAUUUUUAGAGCCAACCACAUGUGCUGUGGCAUUUCGUUUAUUACGCCUGCACGGUUAUGACAUUUCUUCAGAUGAAAUGAAUCGUUUCUCAGAAGACAAGUUCAGUAAUACUCUUCAAGGAUAUUUGAAGGAUGUUGGUUCUAUUUUGGAGUUACAUAAGUCUUCACAGAUAGUUUUACAUUCGAAUGAUUCAGUUCUAGAGGAACAAAACUUGUGGACAAGACAAUUCCUGGGGGAAUAUCUGUCGUCUUCCUCAGAGAACUCUCAUAAACCUUUUAGCAAUAUUGAUCAUGAGGUACAUUAUGCUAUGAAGUUUCCUUAUCAUAUUAGUUUGGAUCGCAUAUUAAGCAGGACAUCUAUAGAGAAUAACAAGAUAGACGAAAAGAGAAUUCUGAAAACUUCAUAUAGUCUUUUGAACGUGGGAACAAGCAAGGAUAUGUUGGAGCUGGCAGUGCAAGAUUUUAACCAGGGUUUAUCCAUGUACCAAAAGGACUUGCAGCAAUUCAGCAAGUGGUUUAUGGAGAGUGGACUGGAUAAACUACACUUUCCAGUGUCAAAAACUAAACUGGGAUAUUCGUUCAUGACAGCAGCAGGAGGCCAUUCGUGCCCAGAACUUAGCGAAGCACGCCUUGCUUGGGCCAAGAAUGGCUUGCUUGUUUACGUCGCUGAUGAUCUCUAUGAUGUUUGGGGUUCUCAAGAGGAACAGAUUGAUCUUUUACGCUUGAUGGAGACGUGGGACGUAGAUGUGAGCAAAGAAAGUUGUUCUGAGACAGUGAAGAUAUUAUUCUUAGCUCUCAAGGAAACCAUUUGUGAGAUUGCAGAGCAAGCUUCUAAGUUUCAAGGACGAAGCGUUCUGAACCACUUGAUUCAGCUUUGGGUGGAUGUGUUGAGGUCGUUUCUGAAGGAAGCUGAGUGGUCGAGGAACAAAGGUGUGCCGACCAUGGAAGAGUAUGAACCUAAUUCAAUAAUAUCACUGGCUAUGGGAGUGAUCGUCCUUCCAAGUCUUUAUCUUGUUGGGCCUAAGCUUCCCCAUGAGACCAUUGAGAGUGAAGAAUACAAUCAACUCUUUCAGAUCCUUAGCUUUUAUGGCAGAUUACUCAAUGAUGUCAACGGCUACAAGAGGGAAAGAGAACAAGGAAAACUGAACUCAGUUGCAUUGGAAGUGAUACAUGGAUCAGGGGAGGUAACUGAGGAAGAGAUCAUAAAGAAGAUCAAAGUGAAGAUUGAUGAGAAAAGGAAAGAGCUUGUGAGAGUAGUUUUGCAGAAAGGAGGGAGUGUGGUUCCAGGAGAAGUGAAAAAGGUGUUCUGGAAGAUGGCCAAAUUGCUGACUUUGAUUUACAACAAGGAUGACGUCAUGCAUGAAAAUGAAAUGCCCCAGGAAAUGUUCAACAUCAAGGAUGCAUUGCUCGGAGACCCCAUCCUUCUCAAUAAUUUUGAUUGAUACUCUCUUUUAAGGAAUUGUGUGUUUCUGCAAAUAACGUAAUGAUAAAUAUUGCUCCCAUCGCUCAUAAAUGUACAAGUUAAUUAAAGGAUUUAUUUUAAUC